Didymodactylos carnosus is the source of this 5427-nucleotide messenger RNA. The record is from the annotation of a GenBank genome assembly. NCBI's taxonomy places the organism in Eukaryota, Metazoa, Rotifera, Eurotatoria, Philodinida, Philodinidae.
AUGUUAUCUGCUGUCGAAUCGUCGUUAUCAUCGUUUUCAGAUGAAUAUGAUCAAAGUCUAACGGAUUCUAUACAACAACAGUCUAUAAAACAGGAAUGUGGUACAGAAACUUUGACUCCAGUUGUAUCAAGUGAAAUAAUGAAUACUACAGAAGAAGAACAAACGAUUCCAUCGUUAAAUGUAAAUGAUUGUCACAUAUACAAUAUAUUUUCAAAACAUUUUUCAGAUAGUUUAUUUAGUUUUCAUAGACACUGCUUAACGGAAUAUUUAUUUCUUUAUCGUAGAGCAAGUAUUCACUCGUCAAUAUCAACGAAUGGAUCAGAAUCUCAAUUACCUGUACACAAAAUUGAUGAUAUAUUCAAUGGUGAUCAAAUCAAAGUAUUUUUAGAAGAUGGCUCAUUAGAAGAAUAUAGAUUUCAUCAUGAAACGACUGCUAAAGAAAUUGUCUUAAAACUCGCUGCCAAGCUUCAAAUAAAAUGUGUUGAUCGUUAUCGUCUAACAUUAACAGAUAUCCGAGAAUGGUCGGUUAGAGCAAUGCAUUAUAUCAGACCCUGUGAAUUGCUCACAAAAAUAAAAACAUGGAAAGAAGUUUCCCAUAGUAUUUGUGGGUUAAGAUUAGUAUUACUACCAAAAGAUUCAACAGAACUCAUUCACACAGAUUCAAUGACAUUUCGAUAUCUUUAUAGACAAUGUAUCAACGAUUUUUUACGAGAACGAUAUGGUAGUGAUGUCAAAUUAGAUUUGUCUAUUCGUUUAACGUCAUUACUUAUUUUGGAUGAAGCCAUAUGUAAAGGAGGAAGUCAUAAAUUGGCAGUUAAAUUAGCAAAAAAAUCACUUUUACUCAAGCAGUUACUACCACGUUCGAUUAUACAAAAGUUCACGCUGAAAGAGUUAAAAAAACAAAUAUUAGCUCAACUAUGGACAUAUCAUACAACACUACUAAAACGACCAUCACAGUUAGAAGUAGCUACAGAAUAUUUAAGAUUAUUUUCACAAAUUAGAACAUACGGAGGAAAAUUAUUUCCUGUUAAAUUUCCCGUAAAUGAAAAACACCAAGAUAUCAUUCUACUGGUUGGACCCUAUUGUGGUGUUGCGGCAUUAGGGAAUUUAAGAAGUAAUACGAUAAUGUCGUUGAUUGACUUUGAACAUUUGACCAGUUUACAAAUAAAAUAUUGGAAAAACGGAUUAUGUAUUCGUUUAUUAGCGUCAAGUAAAUGUUUACAUCAGGAUGUUUCAUUUUUAAUCCAUGAAAAUUUUUUAAAUGAUUUUAUCGUUUUAACAGAAGGCUAUUAUUCAAUCGUUAAUUAUGGCCAACAAUUACAUAUUGAAAAAAUUUUUCCAACAGUAGUCAAUCAGAAUACUCAGAAUAUUCCAACAUCGCUUCCAACAACAAACGAACAACAAUAUGAAAGUUCUAUACCUUGUUCAAAUAUUUUUCUUGCCAAUAAAAAUCAUCGUGUUAGCUCAAAAUCGUUUGGUUUUAAUCGUGAUCAACAAACCGGCGCAGAAUUAACCGUUUAUUCAAAUAUAGUUAACGAUAUUGACAAUGAUACUCUACAAAGUAAUAGUCGUCUUCGUUUUUCAAAGAAAAAAUCCACAAAUUCAUCGGAUAGUGGUGAUCAAAGAAGUAUCGUUCGACGACUAUUAUUACCACAUAAAAAAUAUUCAUUUCGAAAAUUAAAAUUAUAUAAAAGACGUUCAUCAAGUGGCGAUUUAGUUCGAUUUAAUAAAUCGAAAGAUGUCCUAGCAAUUAACAAAGUCAACAGUUUACCAUUAGAUACGAAUUCUACUGGAACUUGUCUAUUAAGUCAUUUAAAAUCCGUUAGUGAAUCAGCAUUGAAUAUAGCAGCAAAAGAAAAAAGAACGGAGCAAUAUAGUCCUCAAUUGUCAACAUGUAGUAAACUAUCUAAAAUUACCAGUCCAUCUUUAUUAUCAUUUACAAAACGUUUACCCUUAUUUUCAUCAAAAGUUCUAUGUCUACCUUCACCAAGUUCGUUUAUUCAGCAAUCAGAUAAUGAAACAAUCUCAAAUAUUCCAAAUCGAACGGAAAUGUCUCCGCGUACCGGUCAAAUAUUUGAACGUUUACCAUCACUACCUGAAACUAAAGUACAAGAAGAUUCUACAUAUCAACUAUCAUCAAUUCAAGCAUGUUUUCAAGAAUUUGAAAGAGAAAAAACACACUCACCAAUGAAAAGUAUUCUACGAAAUACUGCUGGUACGAGUACCACUACAACAUGGGAAAAAAUUGGUAAUUUAUCGGAUGAUGAACGAACAAUAAAUGCACGAAAAAGAAUAGAUCGACUACUUUCUACUGAACCAUCGUUAUUAACUAUUGGAGUAACAAAUCAAUAUGAUCAUUUAAACACUCAUGUUUCCUAUUUUCAAUGUAAAGAAACAAAUGAUAAAGAAGAAAAAGAUUUGUCACAUGUUCAAGAACAACAAUCAACUAUAACAAAUUUAUUAACAACAGCUAUAGGCAAACAGAUUCCUAAACGUCAAACACAUAUUAUUUCGCAACAGCAACAGCCAAUUGUUUUAUAUCGGACAAUUGUCAAUAUUGUCGAUCCAAAUGAACAACAGGAGAAUAUCUAUGACCCAAUUCAAACUCAAUUAAACAAAUAUUUUAUACAAAAUAAAGGUAAAAAUAAUUAUACAUCUCAAAUGGAACAAAAUUUAUCUCUGGCAAAUGAUGAAGAGGAUGAUGAUCAACCAGAUGUUAUUGAUUUAACAACAUCAUGUGCUUAUUGGGGUACAUUACAAUUUCCUGUUCGACCACCCGAUGCAUUUGCCGAUAAUGAAUCAAUGACAACAAAUACAGUUCUUAAAACAACAAAUAUUUCACGACAAUUGGAAGAAGAUGAAAGUGGAUUUGUUAGUGGUUCAAGUGGAUCAGAGAAAAAUGAUCGUAGCAAAGAUGCAAUUCGUUCAUCAUUUUUGAAAACAAAAUUUCAUACUCAUCAUACAAUUCGUCAUCCAUCAAAAAAGUUAACUGUUGAACCGAUUACUAUUUGUUAUCCACCUCAUCCUACUUCAAAUUUAAAUCGAUUACGAAAGAAUAAUCUUCCAUUAAAACAAACUUUAUCAACACCAUUACAUAUCUCAUCAGGUUUAGAAUUAGAAUUACUACCAUCUUCACCGCCACCACCACUACUAUCAUCACAACUACCAUCACCAUCUCAAUCACUUGUUGUUCAACGUUCAAAAUCAUUGGAUAAAUUACAAUAUGAAAUUACAACAGGUAACCUGAAUACAAACAAUAAUAAUCGUACAACUAUUGGCUCUGAUGAUGAAUAUGAUGAAAAUAUAUAUUCCUCACGAGUAAUUCAAUCGGGUACAUUUAGUCGAACAUUAGAUCGAAUUCUUAAACGACAAUCACGUUUAGAUAAAUAUCAACAACAACAUCCACGAUCAACAAGAGAAAAAUUACUUAGUUUAUUUCAUUCAAAUAAAACAAAAAUAAAAUCAUCAUCAAAAUUAGUUGAAAUUGACAAUAAUCUACGUGAACAAAAUAUAAUAAUAAAUAAAGUAGAUUUAGAUUUAUUAGAAAAAUCUACAACUACAAAUGAUAAGUAUCAAAUUUCGAAUCAUGAUUAUAAAAAAGAUCCAAUAGAAUCAAAAUUACAAUUUGGAAAACAAAAUAGUUUAUCAUCAACUGAUAUUGAAUCUCUUGAAAUAAAAAGUAAAGCAUCAGAAUCAGUGAAAUCGACUCUAGGCGUUGUUCUUGGCCGUGUUCAAAAUGAAAGUCAUGGAAAACAAACAAAAUCUUUAACAAAAUUAAAUCAUAAUGAUGUUCCUGCUGUUAUUCGUCGUAAUUCAUUAAUGGUAAAUUCAUCCUCUAAUUAUAUUAAUAAUAUUCCACCACCCGACUACGAUUUAACACCAAAAAUGAAAACUAAAAAAAAAUAUACUCGUUCAAAAACAGCUGAUAUUCUUAUAUCGUAUGAAUCAUCAAUAAAAAAUGUUCAACUUUUAUCACAAACAAAUUCAGAAGAUACACAACCUUCAAUUCAACGAAAAAAUGGUAUUACAUGGGUAACACUAAAACGAAAUUCUUCACCUAUUAAAUCAACAUUAAAUUUAACAGAAAAUGUUUAUGAAACACCGAUUGAACGACAGUCUUCAUCAUCAUCGGAUUCAUUUGUAGAAAAUAAACAAUCAAAAAAGAAGAAGAAAAAUUCAACAAUUGAUCGACUAUCAUCACUAUCAACGCUCAAUUCUUCAACAUCUUCCUUAUCAUCGAUUGAUGAUACGUCAAAAAAAAUAAAUUCUACAUCAAUUAAUGAACAAGAAAAUAUUUUAAAUGGUACAAAUUCAGAAAAGAUAAUAGAUACGUCAACGAUGGUAACCAAUCGUCGUCGAUCACCCCUAAAUGAUUUACGAAAUAUUAUACGGCGUAUGAGAUUUAAAAAUCAUAAAACUAAUAAAGAUUUUGGAACAAUUAAUGUUAGUGGAGAGACGAAAACAUCUAUUAAAAAUCAUUUACAAAAACAACGAAUAAAACAUCCUCAAAUACAAAUUGUAGAUGUUGAACAAAAAUUUAAAUCUGAACCAUUAAAAGCAAUUCAUGAUGAUUUACCAAUCUCUACUGUCAUACCUAGUCCUCCUAUUGAAAAUGAUUCAAUAAUGGAUAUUGAAUUAGAACUUGAUAAAAUUGUUUUACAAGAGAAAAAUGAUGUUCAGAAUGAUAGCAGAUAUAAUUUUGGUACAAAUACAAAUGAUGAAGAUGUUUUUCUUAAUGAAUCUUGGACAUCUCAGUAUACAACAGUAGAUGAUAGGAGGCAAGAAUAUCAAAGAAAAGGUGGUCUACGUAAACAUGGUGCACUAUCGCCACGUCGUCGUCAACAAUUACGUGUUCAUUGGCAUGAUGGAAUAAUUGAUCCUACAGCAACAGAACUCGAACAAAUACUCAAUUAUAGUCUUGAUUUAUGUCUAGAUCCAUUUGAAUCAUCAAAUGAAAUUUUAAUCUAUUUACAAUAUGAACUUCAAUUAAAACUUGAUUAUUUCUAUUCUCAUUCAAAUUCUCCAACUGUAUCACAGGAUAAUGAAAAUUUAGAUGAAACUAAAAAAUUAAUAGAAUCUCAAUGUCGUCAAUUUGUUUCACAAUCAAAAUUAUUUGUUAAUGGAGCAACAGAAUCUAUUGAUGAUGCUAAAAAACAUUUGGCUACAUGUACAACAAUAUUAAUUGAUUUAUAUCGUCUAUUAAAUAAAUAUACAAGUGUAGCAAAUGAUAACGAAGAAUCAAUUGAACUAUUGAAGUGUACAAUUCAUUUUAUUCAAGUAUUUAAGAGCUGUGUUCAUUUAGCUAAAUUAGCAGCGGGUAAACCAUUCUAUGAUCAAAAUAUGAGAAUGUUAAUGAGACAAACAUCGGCAUUAGCUCAAGCAUUAAAUGACCUAUUAAAACGAUUGAAUAAUUAUAAAAAAUAUUAG